AUGGGGUGCGGGCAGUCCAGCCGGCCACCACCGCCCAGCACCGAAUUAACUAUCAAAUCGGCAAUCUUGAUCCAGAAAUGGUAUCGGCGAUGUCAGGCGCGAUUGGAGGCACGACGUCGCGCUACAUGGACCAUAUUCACUACGUUGGAGUACGCUGGAGAACAAGACCAGUUGAAGCUGUACGACUUCUUCAGCGACGUCAUCACCGCAAUGGUGAACAGCGAGAGCGUCGAGGACGGGAAUUCACCUUUCGCCUCCGCAAUCAGCUCGUAUGCGGCGCCGAAAGGAGAGGACGAUGAUCGAGCGUUUCUCGAACUAAUGGAAACGGCAAAUCCGAGCAAGAUAACGGUUGAGAAGAACUACAAAGGCCCAGUGCUUACACUUCCACUCGACAAGCAUCAAAUAGUCACCAUGAUCGACGCCUUCAAAGUGAACAGGAUCCUUCAUCCUCGCUAUGUGCUCACCUUACUGUUCGAAGCGCGUCGAGUACUGAAGGUACAUCCCACGAUUACUCGCAUUUCCACGUCCAUAUCGAAUCAGAUCACAAUUUGUGGCGAUCUUCAUGGCAAGUUCGAUGACCUCUGCAUUAUUUUGUACAAGAAUGGUUAUCCAUCUAGUGAUAAUCCCUACAUUUUUAACGGAGACUUUGUGGAUCGAGGAGGUCAAUCGAUUGAGGUUCUCUGCUCACUUCUGGCUCUGUUUGUAUUGGACCCGAAUUCAAUAACUCUAAAUCGUGGAAACCACGAGGAUCACAUAAUGAAUCUUCGCUAUGGCUUCUCAAAAGAAUUACAAACAAAGUACAAGGAUCACGCCGCAAACAUCUCGAAAGCUCUCGAAGACGUAUUCUCAUGGCUUCCAAUCGCUGCGAUCGUCGACAAAGAUAUUUUUGUUGUACAUGGCGGCAUCUCGGAUAAGACUGAAGUUGCACAUUUGGAAAAGAUCCACAGAAAUCGGUAUCAGUCGGUACUUCGACCACCAGUACGGAAAGGAGACGGAACGAAUUCUGUGAAUACAGAGGAAUGGAAGCAAAUGCUCGACAUUCUCUGGAGUGACCCUAAGCAGAACAAAGGUUGCUGGCCUAAUGUUUUCCGCGGUGGAGGUUCGUAUUUUGGAGCCGACAUUACUUCUUCAUUUUUAGAGAAGCACGGGUUCAGCCUUAUCGUACGAUCACAUGAAUGCAAAUUCGAGGGCUAUGAGUAUAUGCAUAACAAAACAGUACUAACAAUAUUCUCAGCGUCCAAUUAUUACGAACUCGGCAGUAACCGGGGCGCAUACGUCAAAUUCAUCGGACGCAACAAACAGCCCCACUUUGUACAAUAUAUGGCAACGAAGACACAUAGAAAAAUCACUAUGCGCGAGCGACUGAAUGUUGUGGAAGAGUCCGCCGUCAAGGAGGUUAGAGAUAAGCUGGGUUCUUUCAACAAUGAACUGCAGAAAGAAUUCGAGGCAUGCGACGUGCUGAAGAAAGGAGUUUUAACCGUCCACCAAUGGUGCGAAUGUGUGGAGAAGGUCACAGGACUGCAUCUACCGUGGCGUGCAUUGGCCCCGAAAGUCGCUACAUUGCACGAAGACGGAAGGCACGUUCUCUAUCAGAACCGGACCAUUGUGCAACUAGGAAAAGCCAAACAACAGGACACAGACGUGGUGGAAUCCUUGUAUCGCCACAAAAACACCUUGGAGACCUUGUUCCGCUUCAUGGACAAGGACAACUCAGGACAGGUUUCCAUGCAGGAGUUCAUCGACGCUAUUCAGGUGCUCGGAAAGUACACAAGGCGGACACUUUCAAAGGAUUACGUCGCCCAAAUAGCAGAAAGUAUCGAUUUCAACAAGGACGGAUUCAUUGAUCUCAACGAGCUGUUGGAGGCAUUCCGAAUAGUGGACCAGCAGAAUGGCAUUUAG
Necator americanus (New World hookworm) is the source of this 1899-nucleotide messenger RNA. RefSeq lists its product as uncharacterized. Gene Ontology annotation, biological process: detection of stimulus involved in sensory perception. The transcript is spliced from 18 exons. Gene Ontology annotation, molecular function: phosphoprotein phosphatase activity; manganese ion binding; calcium ion binding. Bases 1 to 1899 code for a protein of 632 amino acids. NCBI's taxonomy places the organism in Eukaryota, Metazoa, Nematoda, Chromadorea, Rhabditida, Ancylostomatidae. The record is from RefSeq and is a predicted model, not a curated record.